GCCAAGAAGAAGGAAGCCAGUGAUUCCCUUCUCGCAUGGAGCUCAGCCUCUUCUUCUCUCCUCUUCGAUGUCGCUCACUCCUCUCUCCACCCGAGAAACCCUAUUUCGCCUCUCGCUUCUCACUUCCUCGCCCGUUCCCCGUCUUUCCCUCUCCAAUCGAUGCUUCUCGUGCCGCCACUAGGCUCCGAUUCAAGCCUUCUUCUUGCUUGAGCCGUGCUGAUGAUGGGGAGAGGAUCUCGGAGCUUCCGCCUUCUUCUUUGUCUGGUAGGGAUUUAAAUUCGGAUUCUUUAAGUAUUUGGAAGCAGAUGAAGGAUAUUGCGCUGUUUGCUGGCCCUGCUACUGGGUUAUGGAUUUGCGGACCGCUUAUGAGCCUCAUUGAUACCAUGGUUAUUGGACAGGCUAGCUCUCUGGAGCUCGCGGCUUUGGGGCCUGGGACUGUGUUUUGUGAUAAUCUGUCUUACAUCUUCAUGUUCUUGUCCAUUGCCACUUCCAACAUGGUUGCCACUUCACUUGCCAAGAAGGAUGAGAGUCUGGUUCAACAUCAGAUAUCCAUGUUGCUCUUUGUAGCUUUUGCUUGUGGGUUGGGGAUGUUCUUGUUCACAAAAAUACUUGGAACACGAGUCUUAGCUGCUUUUACAGGGUUGGAGAAUGUGCACAUUCUUCCUGCCGCAGACACAUAUGUUCAGAUUCGAGCUUUUGCAUGGCCCGCUGUUCUUGUUGGUUUGGUUGCUCAAAGUGCUAGUUUAGGGAUGAAAGAUUCAUGGGGGCCAUUAAAGGCCUUGGUGGUUGCUAGUGCCAUAAAUGGUUUCGGUGAUAUAUUUCUUUGUUGUAUAUGUCACUAUGGCAUUGCAGGCGCUGCAUGGGCAACAAUGGUCUCACAGGUUGUUGCAGCUUUUGUGAUGAUGUGGUCACUACACAAGAAAGGUUUUAAGGCAUUUUCAAUGUCCAUUCCAUCACCACGAGAACUUGUCCAGAUUUUUGAGAUUGCUGCCCCUGUGUUUAUAACAAUGACAUCAAAGGUAGCCUUCUAUUCAAUUCUCAUAUAUGCAGCCACUUCAAUGGGAACUAUGACCCUUGCAGCUCAUCAGGUUAUGAUUAAUGUCUUCUGCACAUGUACUGUAUGGGGCGAACCACUGUCACAAACAGCCCAAUCUUUCAUGCCAGAGCUCAUGCAUGGAGUUAGCCGGAGUUUAACGAAGGCACGAACGUUAUUGAAGUCGCUUGUAAUAAUUGGGGCUAUAAUCGGAGUGACAUUAGGAGUUAUUGGAACAUCUGUUCCAUGGCUUUUCCCCAGACUCUUCACGGGUGAUCAGAUAGUUAUUGGAGAGAUGCAUAAAGUGUUGCUACCGUAUUUUAUUGCUUUGAUGGUGACACCUUCAACACAUAGCCUUGAAGGAACCUUACUGGCUGGAAGGGACUUCAAGUUUCUGAGCUUGUCAAUGACUGGAUGCUUUUGUUUUGGUGGCCUGCUAGUAUUGCUUGCAUGCAAUAGAGGUUAUGGUUUGCCGUCAUGCUGGUGGGCGCUAGCAGGAUUUCAAUGGGCGCGGUUCUCGCUUGCCUUACAAAGACUCAUCUCACCGCGUGGCAUGUUAUUCAAUGAGGACUACUACCAAGCCAAUUUUGCGAGGUUGAAGGCCACGUAACUCGAACUUUUUAGGGAAGUCAAUUGAUUGGUGAUAUUUGAUCUUAGGUGGUUAAUAUGGUUAUUUAUUUCUGCUUUGGAAAAAAAAACCUUUGAUCUUGGAGUUGGGAAGAAAAUGAGAUGUCAAUUCUCUUAUUGUAAAGGUGGCUGCUCUGAUACUCUGAAGUGGUGGUUAGUUUGAAUGUUAAGAAAAGAAGAAGAGGAAGAAGUAUUUUUGGUUUGUUGUUUAAGCUGAAGUGGUUGCCCAAAGCAGAGUAUAUAUUGCUUGUAAUAUUUACUUAUUUAUUUGUUAUAACAUUUUAAAAAGGAAGUGAACAAAGCAACUUAAGGGGAUCAUUUCACUUUUAGUUUUUUACUGGCAAAUUCAAUAUCAAAGUUUUAA
Messenger RNA from Dioscorea cayenensis subsp. rotundata (Guinea yam), 2024 nucleotides. Its product is annotated as protein DETOXIFICATION 46, chloroplastic. Gene Ontology annotation, molecular function: xenobiotic transmembrane transporter activity; antiporter activity. NCBI's taxonomy places the organism in Eukaryota, Viridiplantae, Streptophyta, Magnoliopsida, Dioscoreales, Dioscoreaceae. The transcript is spliced from 14 exons. Gene Ontology annotation, biological process: transmembrane transport. The record is from RefSeq and is a predicted model, not a curated record. Bases 36 to 1643 code for a protein of 535 amino acids. Gene Ontology annotation, cellular component: membrane.